Messenger RNA from Schistosoma turkestanicum, 1133 nucleotides. Lineage: Eukaryota; Metazoa; Platyhelminthes; Trematoda; Strigeidida; Schistosomatidae. The record is from the annotation of a GenBank genome assembly.
ACUAUUGAGGACGAACUUAGGGUGGCGCUUAACCUGAGUUCAAGGUCAUGGGUGCUAAACGUCCUCGACGCCGUAAGCCGUCAGUUUCAAAGGCGAAUAGGAAGAGAAACAAAGCAAUGAUUGAACGAAGUCUAAAUUUACUAAAUAAUCAUGCUACGACUUUCCGUAAUGAAUUGAAAACUCAUUCAGAAUCUAACAAAAGAGAUAAGGAGUUGCAAGAUUGCACUGAACUUGUCAACGAAGAAAAUGAGCAAUUCUCUUCUUCCGAACAUCAAAUCGAGGAUGCCGUAGCUGAAUUUUCCCUUUUGAAAUGCCCGUGAUAUACCAUUGUCCCAUUUUGUGCGAUCACAAUAUUCAAACCACUUACAAACAGUGCUUCAAACUUAUUUCUUUUUUCAAAUCGUAAUUCUGACUAUUGAGUCGGUAAACUAUUGCCCAGCCGUCAACCUAUAAAGUAUUCAUCGAAACUGGACUUGUAAAUUGCUCCUUGGAUAUAAAUAUAUACUCCACGAUGUAUUUUAUGUACAUUAAAUCCGUACUACUUUUUCUCUUGACAAUUUUUUGUUUGCAUUUUGCCCUAAUAGAGGUGUUACUCACCGUGAAGCUUUCUGUAUAGUCACCAGGAUCAUGUCCCAAUUAUCGCGCCAGGAUAACAGGAUAUCACUAGAACAUCUAUUAACUGCUAUUCAUUUACGCCCUGUAUGUGUUGGUUACCAAAAUGUAUAUGCAACUUUCACUAACUUGGUUGUGUGGUCUUAAGGAUUACUCUGUUGAGAUAUUUCGACUUUAAAAAACUCUAUGUCGUCUUCUUAAAAUAUCAGGUAUCAUCGGAUCAAAAUAAGAUACCGGUCUUCUUAGUCACCAUCUUUGUUGAAGUAAUGUAAGAUUCAUUUCUAGAAACCACGUGUGUUAAUAACUCUCCCAAUUUUGAAAUGAAAUCCAACCAUUUUAUUGUUUUUGAUAGUGUUCUGUUUUAUCCGUCUUGCCUCUUAGUUCUUGGUAUUUGUCAGACAGUAACUUCAAAACCACCACUGACUAUAGGUCUUAUACAUUUAUGUGAGCGCAAAACUGGCCAUUUUUAGUAAAUCUGUAGUCAUGAGUUUUGUAAUUAGGUAAACUGGAUUAUGCACAAU